UGAACGUGAUGAUUGACAACUGUAUUAGCAUUGCAAAAGAUAAGGUCGGUUGUUGCGUGCUACAACAGUGUAUCGAUUACUGUUAUGGAGAAACAAGAGGACGUUUGAUUGCUGCUAUAAUUGGAGAAGCAUUAAGCCUAGCACAAGAUCGUUAUGGAAACUAUGUGCUGCAACAUUUACUUGGGUUAAAGACACCUCAAGUCACAUCAUCUCUUCUGAGACAGUUUCAAGGGAAUUAUAUGUUUCUCUCCUGCGGCAAAUAUGGUAGUAAUGUUGUGGAGAAGUGCUUGUUAGAGUCAGAAGAGGAACAGUCUGCCGAUAUUAUUAGAGAGUUGUGUAUAAGUCCGAACCUUUCAAUGCUUCUUAUGCAUCCUUUUGGAAACUAUGUCUUCCAGACCGCACUGUCAGUUUCUAAGGGUCUCGCCCAUGCUUUUCUCUUAAAUCUGGUUCAACAAUACACUCCUGCUUUGCUCAGCAAUCAAUAUGGAAAAAGGGUGCUUGCUUGGCGUGAAAGGAGCUUGCGACGUAUGUAGACAACUAGAUAUGUACAACUAUGAGUUUGUAGGAUACCUUCUGAAGUAAUUUUCUAGGGAUGGAAGGAUUUGUUCAUCUGAAAACGGAUACACUGUAAUGGAUAAUCGGCAGCUGCAUAGAAGCUAACCUACUUUUGGCAUAGCAAGGGAGAUCUUUGAGAAAGGGAUGUUCUUAAACUACAAUGUCUGUUCUUAAACUGUAGAGUUUUGUAAUCUUCCCCUGCUGAUUGUUGUACCAAUUGUUACAUUAACUACAAGGCAAUACUAUGUUGAAAUUGUUUCUA
Fragaria vesca subsp. vesca is the source of this 817-nucleotide messenger RNA. RefSeq names its product pumilio homolog 12-like. The transcript has 4 exons. Bases 9 to 533 code for a protein of 174 amino acids. Gene Ontology annotation, molecular function: mRNA binding. Gene Ontology annotation, cellular component: cytoplasm. NCBI's taxonomy places the organism in Eukaryota, Viridiplantae, Streptophyta, Magnoliopsida, Rosales, Rosaceae. Gene Ontology annotation, biological process: post-transcriptional regulation of gene expression. The record is from RefSeq and is a predicted model, not a curated record.